This is a messenger RNA of Malaya genurostris, 5892 nucleotides long. RefSeq names its product F-box/LRR-repeat protein 7-like. The record is from RefSeq and is a predicted model, not a curated record. NCBI's taxonomy places the organism in Eukaryota, Metazoa, Arthropoda, Insecta, Diptera, Culicidae. Gene Ontology annotation, cellular component: SCF ubiquitin ligase complex. Gene Ontology annotation, molecular function: protein binding. The coding region runs from base 4182 to 5717 and encodes 511 amino acids. Gene Ontology annotation, biological process: positive regulation of protein ubiquitination; SCF-dependent proteasomal ubiquitin-dependent protein catabolic process. The transcript has 4 exons.
AAGCAUUUUACCGAAAUAUCAGUGAAUGCAUUUAACGAAGUUCAGAAACAUGCGUAUUGAUUACUGAGCAAUCAGCAAAUUUACGUGUUGCUGAUCAGUUCCGGCAUUUUAUUAUGCCGAGCUCAAGAAAUGGUUUUAAGUGUGUAGGUUCUACUCAAACAAAUGCUGAAGCAAAACUGUACUAACCCCGACGAAAACUGUAUAAACAAAUUCGAUGUUGCUAAUGUGGUUUUACUCAAACUGAUUUUUCUACAGUAAAAGGAGAUGUUUAUUUGUUUCAAUUAUAAAGGUUUUAACCUUAAGGUCAUUCGCCUCUUCGGACCAGAAAAGCUAUCUGACCCUAUGUGCGAGGUUGGGGAUCGAACCCAGGUGGUCUGGUUGAAAGGCAUCGACUAACCCAUCACGCUAUACCCGUCCCCAGAAAAUGGAGAUUUUUUUUGCUGGUGUCUUUUUGGCAACACUGUUUUUGACAGAUCACGCGUGAAUCGUGUAUUGUGUCAUUGUCAACCUUGUUCAGUUUGGUCUAUAAUUUAAUCAUGAAUCCUCGUUUGGUCUAUAUUUCAAUCAUAAAUGGGCGCUGGUAAAGCUCAUUUCUGGUUGAAUGGAUACGUCAACAAGCAAAAUUUACGCAUCUGGAGUGAAGACCAACCGAAAGCAUUGCAAGAGCUACCACUAUUUGUGACUAUAACAGACUGCAGAUCGAAUUAUUAUUAUAUUAUUGUCGCUGCAGCACUAACCAAUUCGCCGGAAAGUCCAGUGCAGCGAAGAUUCCGAGCGAAGCUACGUCCAUUGAAAAUGCAACUUUGUAUCACUGUGAAAAUACAUGCAUUCGUUUCGUGUUUUGUGGAACCUUAGUGACAAACAGUUGUUGAUGGGCGCAACAUAUGAAACGGGUAUAUUAAUAAAAUGAACAGUUUGAAAUUGAAAUAAAUGUUUGGACUUUGGGAAUUACUGUAGCAUUUUUAAUUUUUGACUAUGCAUAGGUAUAUAAUGCCUAAACUUCUAUUCAGUAGAUAUUUACCAAAUAAUUCUUUGCAAUCCGUGUGAAAGGUGGGAGUAAUUACAACCCUACAGCCAUCCAGUUAAAAUCUGCCCAAAAGCGCCUUAUAGUGAAUAACCAAGUUAUUGCACAUUUCACAACAAAUGGAGUUGCACAGUAUUAAAAUGUGCUGAAUCAAAGGUGUGAUCAUAACUGCAACUGCUCUGUACUGACAGAACACUGACGUCUAUAAACGACUACACAAUCUUAUGGUUCUUUUAUUUUCUUCGCUUGCAACUGUAGCACCUAUAACUUACAAAAAAGUAACACUUCAUAACGCCUGUAACGCAUGUAACGAUUUGUAACGCCUAUUACUAACAAAAGAGUAAGGCUUGCAAUGCUUCGUAACGCCUAUAACUUAUAAAAAAGUAACGCAUGAAAACGAAGUGAACGCCUAUAACUUACCAAAAAGUAACGCUUUAUAACACUUGUAACGCCUAUAACUUACAAAAAAAAUAACGCAUUUAUCGCUUCGUAACGCCUAUAACUUACUGUAAAGUAACGCAUGUAACGCUUCGUAACGCCUAUAACUUACAAAAAAACGCAUGUCACACUUCGUAACGCCAGUAACUUACUGUAAAGUAACGCAUGUAACACUUCGUAAUGCCUGAAGCUUACAAAAAAGUAACGCAUUGACCGUUUCGUAACGCCUAUAACUUACCAAAAAGUAACACAUGUAACGCAAAAAAUUAACGCAUGUAGAGCCUUUAACUUACAUGAAAGUGACGUAUGUAGCGCUUCGUAACGCCUAUAACUUACAAAAAAAAAUUAACACAUGUAACGCUUUGUAACACCUAAAACUUACACAAAAGUAACGCAUGUAACGCUUCGUAACACCUGUAAUUUUAAAAAAAAAGUAACGCAUGUAACGCUUCGUAACGCCUAUAACUUACAAAAAAUUAACGCAUGUAACGCUUCGUAUCGCCUAUAACUAUCAAAAAUGUAACGCAUGUAACGCUUCGUAACACCUGUAAUUUAUUAAAAAGUAACGCACGGAACACUUCGUAACGCAUGUAACGCAUCGUAACACCUAUAACUUACAAAAAGUAACGCUUGUAACGCUUCGUAACGCCUAUAUCUUACAAAAAAAAUUAACGCAUGCAACACUUCGUAACGUUUAGAAUUUACUAAAAAAUAACGCUUCGUAACGCCUAUAACUUACUAAAAAGUAACACAUCGUAACACGUUUACCGCAAGAAUCUAACCUUUAAAACGGUUUUAACAUUCAUAAUUUCCACAAAAUAACUCAUAUGAUCUAUAAUCCUCAAUUUAAGAAAAUCAUCGUACGCUACGCUUUCAAGCUUCUUAAACUUAACGUAACGCUUCCCAUCUCACGAUAAUAUCGAGUGAAACGCUUCGUCAAAUGAAACAUUUUUCCAUAUUGGGGACGGGUAUGGGUAAGUCGAUGCAUUUCACGGAACCCGCCCGGGUUCGAUUCCUAACCGCGAAUUUUCACCGCACUUUGACGAAGUUUUUUCGUUUUGUAUUUGUGUGAAAAUAUGAAGAUGGAAGCAGAGCUGUCAACUGUUUUUUUAAUUUUGAAAAAUCUGUAUUUGGUGGAAAAAACUAUCUGUACGAUAUCUAUCUCGAAAAAUCCAAAUUGGAUUUAGUGAGGAUACUGGUUUUGCGAGCAAAAGAUAAGAGGCAAUCUAAACCUCAACCUAUGGAACCAAACACAAAACUGAAAAUCGAUAAUUGAAUUAUCAGUAUUUUGAGAGAAUAUAUCUGUAUUCCUGUAUCGAGUACAAAAAUAAUAAAUAAAUCGGUUUGAUUGGCAGCGCUCAACAGCGCUAUCAGUUCAACAUCAGUGUUACCAUUUUAUUGGAGGACCGUGUUUUGCAUCGAAAAAAGAUCGUUUACUAUUUAGUCUACGCAUUCGUUUAUGGUAAAACGUCAGAUAUACUUGCUAAAUUUGUGUGCAAGAUUAAGCUGAAAUCCAAGCAGGCCAUCGUCUUUUUCAUCACCCCAUGUAUGGCACCGGUAAUUUACAUGUUCAAUGAAAUGAUCUUUGAAUUUUGUUUUUAUUUAUUUUUAUUUUUAUUGAAUGAUGUUGCAUCUGACACUGUGGAAGCCGGCAAUUAGUAGACGAAAUAUGCAAUUGCCUAGAAUAUAAUUGACAUAUGUAGUGAAAUUAAAAGUAAGGUUUUCUCAGACUUCUAGUUUAGGUAUUUUAACACAGAGACUAAAACAGAUUACCUCCUUAAUUGCAUUCCACUAUCGAAAUCGAUUGGCGAGCUGCCAAUAACAUAAAACAUCCAUGCGGCUAGCGGAAAAUUCAGCAAUCAACAUCUUUUUUCCGGUUAGUCCAAUCGUAUUUCACAGAAACGGGUAAACAUACGAGCAUACGCGAUCGUCUGUGAAUGUUGGAUGUUGUUUUCUAUAGCACAUCGAAUUUAACUCCACAAAGUUCACGUUCUUCCCCACGGAUUUUGCGUUCGUAUUUUGCCCUUGGUUCGAACCAAAACAGAAAAAAAUUACGCUUCGGACCGAAACCAAUCUGGACGUUACGACAGUAAGUGCGUCGCAGUGCAUUCGAUCGGUAGCGAACGGUGAUCUGGAAAAACGGAAGAAUUUUCCAGGUCGAAAGUUAUCAGUAAAUCCAAAAAAUCAUGUCAAUGUGUAACAAAAUUGCAAGUUUUUAAAAGUUUGUCUGAAAAAAAAACCAAACAUAUCGUGUGCAAUCAAAGUAAGCUGAAUGUUUCCAUAGCAACAAGUUAACUGACUGAUGGAAAAUAGAUUAUUAAAAUGAUUCUGUAGGAUAUACGAACAAAAAUUUCGGUCAGCUUACCUUUUCCAACAAUCACAGGUUAAAUCAAUUUGAUUUGUUUGAAAACCCUUAGUUUGCAGAUCGAGGAUCGAUAAUACAACGCAUCUUUAUCUCCAUCGUUUUGGAUUACGCGGUCGUGAUGAAAUCAUCAACUAUCACACGUACGUCACCACCGUGAUCCUGCGCGUUCAGCAGAAUGACACGCCCCUUUCUAUAUUGCAUGGUUGUCAUUGGUCUUCGUUGUUAAUCUAUUUGGCGGAAUUGAUCAGGAAUGCUGAUAAUUGCUAAAGAGAAGGCGAAAAGUAAUUUCAAUUUUCUCACAAUAUUCGCUAAACUUUUCAUCAAAAAUACUAAAUAACUGACAGCAGUCAAACAAUGGAGUCCUGGGGGGCCAUCGAUCUGUACUCUCGAAUGAUUCGGGAGGAAACUUCCGGUCACAGCUCCCGCCGUAGCCGAACGUCGAUCGAGAAACUACCGGAUAAGGUCAUUUUGCACAUCUUUUCCUACCUGAGUCACCUUGAAAUAUGUCGCAUGGCCAUGAUCUGCCGCCGGUGGCGUACGAUCGCUUACGACUCCAAGCUGUGGAAGAAUGUAUCGCUUCGUCCGGAAGUUUCCGGCCUACACGUCAGCUCCCUGGAAUCGUUGUUGCAGAUGAUUUCGGUACGUUUCGGUGCCUCGCUUCGCUACAUCGAGCUUCCGAUCGAGCUGAUCACCCAUACGGUACUGCAUGAGCUAUCCAGCAAAUGUCCCAACUUGACGCACAUGUUGCUGGAUUUCUCCACCGCUAUGCAACUGCAUGACUUCAGCGAAAUGCAAGCCUUUCCGGCCAAACUUCGCUACAUGUGCAUCUGCCUGUCGGAGGUCAUCUUCAUGGAGGGUUUCAUGCGUAAAAUAUACAACUUUAUCAACGGUCUAGAAGUGCUUCAUCUCAUUGGUACGUACGAGAAGUGCGAGGAAGAAGAGGAGGAAAUCUACGAGGUCAUCAACGUGCAUAAGCUGAAAUCGGCCACACCGAAUCUGCGAGUUAUCAAUCUGUACGGGAUCAACUUCAUCGACGAUUCGCACAUCGACGCCUUCAGUUCCAACUGUAUUCAGCUGGAAUGUCUGGCCGUCAAUUACUGCAACAAAGUCACCGGAUCAACGUUGAAGGCUCUACUCGCACGGUCCAAACAGUUGAAGUGUCUACUGAUGAACGGUACGGAUCUGAAAUCGGAAUUUGUCAUGCAAGCCGAAUGGGAUAAGUGUUCGGUUCAGGAGCUGGACAUUUCGGGAACCGAUUUAAGCACCGAAUGUCUCAUCGAUAUUCUCACCCGUAUUCCGACACUACGCUUCCUAAGUGCCGGACAGAUCAACGGGUUCAACGAUUCGGUUCUGAAAGCCUGGGCCGAAAGUGGAGGCCCGAAAAAUCUCAUUGCGCUGGAUCUUGACUCGUCGGACAAUAUUUCCGACGAGGCCCUGGGACGUUUUAUAACUCGUUACGGCGGUCAGUUACAGGCCUGCGUAUUGUCCGGUAUGACACAUAUCACCGAUCAGCUGUGGAUGACCAUUCUACCGACCUUGGUGAACGUUAUGAUCGUUGUGAUGGGAACAACCGAGCGGCUAGGCGGUAACAUCCAUGUCGAUCAGCUGAUGGACACGAUCGGAUCGUCGUGCCCGAAACUGGAGCGCCUGGAACUACGCUGGGAUCCGGAGAACCUUCGCUUUUCCGACAAGAGUCAAAAGGCAAUCGAUCUGUUGCGUGUGAAGUGUCCCAAGCUACGGUGCAUGGUACUGAGCGAUGGUCGCUACUACGAAACCGUCAAGGCGAACUUCGAGCGUGCAGAUCGAUUAACGGUGGUUCGAACCACCACCAGUUGCCGUGUCUCGGGCUAUCACGUGCUGAGCAACUACAAUGACUUGAUCUUCAAUUAAACUAAAACGGUACUACUUAAUUCACUACGAAUCAAAUUUGAAAUAGUGUUUUAGAUUGGAGGAUACCAACUAAAAGGCAGGUUAAACAGAAUUCAAUAGAAGGAGGAAUAUGAUGGUGUAUUGUUGGCGAGAAUACAGUAAAAGAUGGAGUGUUGAUUAAAACUUUGUUACUUCA